CAUUUCUUAGAGGCUGUCGGGACACAGAAAUCUCACCAAUCCACUUCGGCCUCAACAGAUACCCUACAAAUUCCUACACGAUCUUGAGCACGCCAGAGCGCCCCGCGAGCGACCAUGGCGCAGGCAGCCUCGCAGCAGCAGGGCUUCUAUGAGCUGUACAGAGGCACCUCUAUCGGCCUCGCGCUCGCAGACACCCUCGACGACCUCAUCAGUUCUCGGCGAAUCGAGCCGCAGCUUGCCAUGCGCAUCAUGGCCAACUUCGAUCAGCACAUCGCCCAGGUUCUCGGAGACAAGGUCAAGGCCCGCAUGACGUUCAAAGGCCACCUCGACGUUUACCGCUUCUGCGACGAAGUCUGGACUUUUGUAAUCAAGGAUGUCAAGUUCAAAAUGGACAACGCCCUUCAGAUGGACGCGGACAAGGUCAAGAUCGUGGCUUGUCAGUCAAAGGAGAAAGCGGCUUAACCAGGUACCUGACUGUAAGAGAGGAGGAGAAUAGUAAAGAGACCACCUUGGGAUAGGUAUACUGGAGCCGACCAUCGAAUGCAUUGCAAGGGCUGUCCGUCGAAGGGCUGUCGAUUCAGGGGAGACAAUAUCUCCAAGAUCAAGCUAGAGUUCGGAGCACUGGACAGACUAUGAGGUCAGACAGUGCCUCAACAUCGAGCUCUACGCGCAUCUCACAUAACAGGCCAGAGUUGGGUAUGGAGGGGCAGCCCCAAGUCUUACCGCUGGAGCAAUUUGAGGUCUAGAUCACUUCUGUUUGGAGGCUCGUCAAUAGCAGAGGCAAUGAUUCGCUGCGCCUAGAAGGAAGAUGGCCAAUGGCUGAUGCCAUGAGCAUUCCCCCCAGCGGACUGGGCACGAGAUAUGAUAAUGAUAAUGAACUGAACAUC
This is a messenger RNA of Pseudocercospora fijiensis CIRAD86, 887 nucleotides long. RefSeq lists its product as uncharacterized. The coding region runs from base 115 to 462 and encodes 115 amino acids. Lineage: Eukaryota; Fungi; Ascomycota; Dothideomycetes; Mycosphaerellales; Mycosphaerellaceae. Gene Ontology annotation, biological process: RNA polymerase II preinitiation complex assembly; transcription initiation at RNA polymerase II promoter. Gene Ontology annotation, molecular function: RNA polymerase II general transcription initiation factor activity; TBP-class protein binding. The record is from RefSeq and is a predicted model, not a curated record. Gene Ontology annotation, cellular component: transcription factor TFIIA complex. The transcript has 2 exons.